Molecule: messenger RNA, 1028 nt
Organism: Xiphias gladius (swordfish)
Lineage: Eukaryota; Metazoa; Chordata; Actinopteri; Istiophoriformes; Xiphiidae
Product: neuferricin
Exons: 4
Coding region: 138-905 (255 amino acids)
Cellular component (GO): membrane; endomembrane system
Source: RefSeq, a predicted model, not a curated record
UACCGCAUUGACGUACUGUACGUCAGCUUGCCUGCGCAUGCGCGGUGGUGUUCCCGUUCACGGAAGCACCUGCGGUGUCACUAUUUUUCUAGAAGGAUGUGAUGUGAUAUAAAUGGACGAAAUACCAAGCGGCAUGAAUGAACAGCAUGCUCAGUUAUGUAUUGGUGGCGUUUUUAUCUGUGUCGCUGGCAGUGUUGUUCAUUCCUCGCGAGUGGUCCGUUAAAUUUGGGAAUGAAUCAACCAAGGGCCCCCCUGUGCGGCUUCUGAGCAGGCAUGAAUUAUCACUGUACGACGGGGAGGACGGCAGCAAGGGCCUUUACCUGGCCAUAAUGGGGCAGAUUUUUGAUGUACACAAGGGACACAAGCACUAUGGACCAGGUGGUGCUUAUCACUUUAUGGCAGGCAAGGAUGCCUCACUGGCCUUCAUCACUGGAGACUUCACAGAAAGCGGCCUGACAGAUGAUGUGUCCAGUCUCUCCACCCUGCAGGUAGUGGCCCUGUAUGACUGGCUGGCCUUCUAUCAGAGGGGCUACCAGUCUGUAGGUUUGCUGAUAGGCCGGUUCUAUAGCGAGACCGGGCAGCCUACAGAGGCCUUGUUGCAGGUAGAAGCAUCACUAGCAGAAGGUCAGCAAAUGAAGGCCCAGUCUGAGGCUGAGAUGGUACACUUCCCAGCCUGCAACUCAGAGUGGAGCACUGCCAGGGGCGGAAGAGUCUGGUGCUCCACUAAGAGUGGUGGAGUGAUAAGAGACUGGACGGGUGUCCCCCGGAAGCUCUUUUCUGCAGGAUCCAAUGGUGUUCGUUGUGUCUGUGUUGAAGACCUGUCUGCAGCAGAGGAAGACCCCAACCUGCAGAAAUAUGAAGGCUGCCCUCCACAUGCUGGCUCAUGCUCUGUUGGAGAGUACUAGUCUCUGGGCCAGCCCAGAAAAUUGACCUAUUAUUGCCUAUUUAGCAGCACAAAACUCAGGAAAACGCACAGACUUCUACUAGUAAAUCACAGCAAUUGGCGUAUUCAUAAUAAAGAGCUAGAA